Molecule: messenger RNA, 1035 nt
Organism: Nannospalax galili (Upper Galilee mountains blind mole rat)
Lineage: Eukaryota; Metazoa; Chordata; Mammalia; Rodentia; Spalacidae
Gene: Naxe
Product: NAD(P)HX epimerase
Exons: 7
Coding region: 46-912 (288 amino acids)
Cellular component (GO): mitochondrion
Molecular function (GO): NAD(P)HX epimerase activity
Source: RefSeq, a predicted model, not a curated record
GCGGGAUCCGCGCAUGCGCUCGGGUGACGGCGCCCGGAGGGCUGAAUGUCCGGCCUGCGGGCGCUGCUGGGGUUCGGGCUGCUGGUCGCCGGCUCGCGCCUUCCCCGGGUCGCAGGCCGGGCGGGUGUCUGCCGCGCGGGACCUACCUGGUGGGGAACGCAGCAUCUGAGCUCGGGUGGCGGCGGGAGUUCCGAGGCCAUGGCAAGCGUCGCAGUGAAGUACCUGAGCCAGGAGGAAGCCCAGGCCGUAGACCAGGAGCUAUUUAACGAGUACCAGUUCAGCGUGGACCAACUUAUGGAGUUGGCUGGGCUGAGCUGUGCCACAGCCAUUGCCAAGGCAUAUCCCCCUACGUCCAUGUCCAAGAGCCCCGCUGCCGUCUUGGUCAUCUGUGGCCCCGGGAAUAACGGAGGAGAUGGCCUGGUGUGCGCGCGACACCUCAAACUCUUUGGCUACCAGCCAACUAUCUAUUACCCCAAAAGACCGAACAAACCACUCUUCACUGGACUUGUGACUCAGUGUCAAAAAAUGGACAUUCCUUUCCUUGGUGAAAUGCCCCCAGAGCCCAUGAUGGUUGAUGAGCUGUAUGAGCUGGUGGUGGAUGCCAUCUUUGGCUUCAGCUUCAAGGGUGAUGUUCGGGAGCCAUUCCACAGCAUCCUUAGUGUCCUGAGUGCCCUGACUGUGCCCAUCGCUAGCAUCGACAUUCCCUCAGGAUGGGAUGUGGAGAAGGGAAACCCUGGCGGAAUCCAACCAGACCUACUCAUCUCACUGACAGCACCCAAGAAGUCUGCAGUCCAGUUUACUGGCCGCUAUCAUUACUUGGGGGGUCGUUUUGUACCACCUGCUUUGGAAAAGAAGUACCAGCUGAACCUGCCAUCCUACCCUGACACAGAGUGUGUCUACCGUUUGCACUGAGACAGAUGAAAAUAAUUGACAGUUGGCACAGGCUGGCCUCGAGCCUGGGCAGAAAAGAAGGAAGCCCAGCAGGUAACCACAACUUACUUGUGUGCUGUUCGCCCCUCACAAGCUUCAAGUAGC